Diospyros lotus (date-plum) is the source of this 2275-nucleotide messenger RNA. RefSeq names its product protein NUCLEAR FUSION DEFECTIVE 4-like. NCBI's taxonomy places the organism in Eukaryota, Viridiplantae, Streptophyta, Magnoliopsida, Ericales, Ebenaceae. Gene Ontology annotation, cellular component: membrane. Bases 1 to 2208 code for a protein of 735 amino acids. The transcript is spliced from 5 exons. The record is from RefSeq and is a predicted model, not a curated record. Gene Ontology annotation, molecular function: DNA binding; protein dimerization activity.
AUGAAAGAAAAAUUUGAUAAGUAUUGGAGUGAUUAUAGAGUGGUUCUUGCAUUUGGAGCGAUUCUUGAUCCAACCAAGAAGUUUAACUUUUUGAGGUACACUUAUUCAAAACUCAAUCUUUAUAACUAUGAAGAGAAGUUGGAAAGGGUGAAGAUGGCUUUGUAUAGGCUUUAUGGUGAAUAUGUUAACAAUAGUUUAUUAAGUUCAAGUUCAAUGCUUUCCUCAAAUGAUUUUGAAGCAUUUGAUUGCCAAGUUUCUAACGAUACCAAAAAAUCCCAACUUGAUCUUUAUUUGGAAGAGCCAAGGAUUCCAAUAUCGGGAGCAUUUGAUGUUUUGGCAUAUUGGAGAGAGCGAGCUAAUAGAGGGAAAAUUAUUGCAAAGAUGGCUUGUGAUGUAUUGAGUAUUUCGAUAACAACCGUAGCAUCGAAGUCAGCUUUUAGCAUUGGAUCUCGUAUUUUGAACAAGUAUAGAAGUCGUUUGCAUGAUGAAACAGUUCAAGCUCUCUUGUGCACACGGAAUUGGUUACAUGGUUUUGGAGAUGAUGAGGAGGAGGAGGAGUCAAGCAUUGAUGAUAUAAGACUUUCUAAACAAGACUUAAAUUUAGACGUGCACACUACCUGCAACUCCAUCACCCUCGCCAGACCUCAAAUGUCUUUUCAAUGGCUGAGCUUGGUGGCAGCCGUCUGGCUCCAGUCCAUCAACGGAACAAACUCCAACUUCCCAGCUUACUCCUCCCAGCUCAAGCGCCUCCUCUCCAUGUCCCAGCUCCAGCUCAACAACCUGGCCUUAGCAUCAGACGCCGGCAAGCUCCUUGGCUGGCUGGCGGGCGUCGCCGCCGUCUACCUCCCCCUCUGGCUCGUCCUCCUCAUCGGUUCACUCCUCGGCUUCAUCGGCUACGGAGUCCAGUACCUUGUCCUGAUAAACAAAAUCCCAUCUUUAUCUUAUAUCCUCGUUUUCUCGCUUACCGUUCUGGCCGGAAACAGCAUUUGCUGGAUCAACACAGUUUGCUAUAUCGUCAUCAUUCGAAACUUCCCCUUCGAUCGCCAGGUCGCCGUGGCUUUAUCCACGAGCUAUCUAGGGUUAAGCGCCAAGAUUUAUACCGAUUUAGUUGACGCCGUUUCUCCCUCUUCCGCCAUUGAAAGAGCCAAAGCUUACCUUCUAUUGAACUCCACGUUGCCUCUGCUGGUUUGCAUUGCAGCCUCAGUGAUAGUUCGGGUUGUCAAUGGCGGAAAAUCCAGAAAAAUCCAAGGUGGGUUCGCUUUGAUGUUUGCCAUCACCAUAGCCACCGGAACGUUCGCUGUGAUCACCAGCUUCAAUUCGAUGUCAUCAAGUGGAUUGCUUCGGUUGAUUAUUGUGAUCGGAAUGGGGGUGUUUCUUCUGGCUCCAUUGGCAAUUCCAUUUGCUGAAAAAGCCAUGGAAACAUUGCAGAAGAAGUGCUUGAUAAGAAGGGAUAUAAAAGUCCAUGAUCUCACCAAUAUUGAUGAUCAUAUUGAAGAAGGGCCAAAAAUCGAAAACGGUACUGUUGCUGAGAUUAAGGAGGGGAGUGAAGUGGAGGAGACUGGGGUGAAGACGAUGCUGAUGAAGGUGGAUUUCUGGCUGUAUUUCUUCGUUUAUCUCUGUGGCGCGACUCUUGGGCUGGUUUACAUGAACAACUUGGGACAGAUAGCAGAAUCCCGUGGGUAUUCCAGGACAUCUUCUCUGGUCUCAUUGUCGUCUUCAUUUGGCUUCUUCGGUCGUCUCGUUCCUUCUCUUCUCGUUUACAUUUCCACUAGGAGUAAAUGCAUGGCAUCAUCACCAUUUUCCAUAGCAGCGAUGAUGGCCCCAAUGGCGGCAUCUUUCUUCUUGCUCCUCAACCCCACCAACCUCUCCCUCUGCAUCAGCACCGCCAUUAUAGGCCUCUGCACUGGCGCAAUUACUACUAUCUCCGUCUCUACAACCACCCACCUCUUCGGCACCAAGAAUUUCAGCGUCAACCACAACAUUCUGAUCGCCAACAUUCCAAUUGGAUCCUUCAUUUUCGGGGACUUGGCGGCUCUCAUUUACAGGCGAGAAAGCAGCGCUGCUGGAAGCAGCAUUAAUGGCAGGUGCAUGGGCGCGGAAUGCUAUGGAACGACGUUCAUCAUCUGGGGGUCCCUUUGCCUUCUCGGCACUUUCCUGGCUCUCGUCCUUCAUGCAAGAACCAAGAAGUUCUUCUCAAAUGCACUUUAAUUUUGAUAUCGAUAUCUAUAUCUAUAUAUAUAUUAUAAUAAAACAGCCGUCAAAUUUUUUCCCGCCC